Messenger RNA from Aspergillus terreus NIH2624, 1305 nucleotides. RefSeq lists its product as uncharacterized. The transcript has 4 exons. Lineage: Eukaryota; Fungi; Ascomycota; Eurotiomycetes; Eurotiales; Aspergillaceae. Gene Ontology annotation, biological process: protein phosphorylation. The coding region runs from base 1 to 1305 and encodes 434 amino acids. The record is from RefSeq and is a predicted model, not a curated record. Gene Ontology annotation, molecular function: ATP binding; protein kinase activity; acyltransferase activity, transferring groups other than amino-acyl groups.
AUGUGUCACGGUGGUGAGAGCACUCUUCAAGGCAGGACAUUUCACUGGUUAUGUGCAAUACUUACAUGCGGCACAGAUAUAAGUGGUCGGAACAUCGCUUUUAGCUGCAGUCAGCUCUCCAAAGCAGGUGAAAACGACCUUUUUACAGUUCUUGGAUCCCCGGAGAUCGAGCCACUGUCCCGACUUGAUGGCACGCCUCUUCCAGAUGGAUUUCCCACACAAUUAGUCAAAGCCGCAGAGUGGGUCGACUGGAUCGAUGAGGACGACGAAGAUAUCCGACUGCUUGAUUUUGGGGAGAGUUUCUUACGAGGGAAUGAGCCCCAGCACCUGGCCCAGCCGGGCUCGUUGCGUGUUCCUGAGACUAUUUUUACAGAUCUUUUUGAUUACCGCGUUGAUUUAUGGCGAGUGGGCUGUGCGAUCUAUUCAUUUCUAUUCGCGAGUACUCCAUUCUGGUAUCUUGGCGAGAUCGAGGUACUGGUUUUCCAAAUGAUCGGGUUCGUGGAGGAGCUGCCGGUCGAAUGGCAGAAUCGUGAACUGUCUGAGCUGGACCGAAGAUUCACCGAAAGGAUACAUGAACCUGUUCUUGCCCCUCUACUGGAGGUAAUACGAGGACUCAUGCGGUUCCUCCCAUCCAGUCGUAUUAGUGCAAGCGAGGCCCUGGAUAUAUUAGAGGUAUCCCAAAGGGGAAACGGAUGUAAACACGAGCAUGACUCAUCCUUCAGCCGACUGCCGCUAUCACGACAUAUCACGACUGAACAACCCCUCUCGGCAAGAAACACACAUUUUCCAGCUCUCUCAACCAUGGCGCUACCUUCUGAACCUCGGAUCUGGACUAAGGGCGAGUUCACUGUGUCAACGGACAGGAGCCUUCUCUCGGUGGACAGCAUCAAUGCCGCCUUCGCCCAGGACUUUAUGUAUUGGACCCAACCAUUUCCUGACGAUAUUCUGCGCCAGAUUCUCGAUCAAUCAUUUUGCUUUGGCGUGUACAAACCAAACCCCACGUCUGACAACCUCCAACAGAUUGGGUUUGCGCGCCUGGUGACCGACACGAUUACGUUUGCUUACCUCACGGAUGUGUACAUCCUCCCGGAAUAUCAAGGCCUGGGCUUGGGAGGGUGGCUAUUGGACUGUGUGGAUGAGCUGAUCCGUCCGUUGCCACAUUUGCGGUGGUCCAUGCUUCGUACGUCGUCAGAGAAGAGCAAGCAGUCUUAUGAAAAGCGGAUGGAUAUGGUUGUCUUGGAUUGUGGAAACACGCAGGAGGGAGCCAUCAUGAUGGGAAGGAAAGGCAAGGCAAACAUGGCCUAA